GUUCCCAAAACAACGUCCGAGUUCUUGUCUAAGUUCCUCAAGCGUCAUAGUAAAAAUGUGGGUCCUUCUUGAAGGUUCACCGAGAGCUAGGAAGUUGAAUGUUGAUAUAUCUAUAGCUUAUGACUUGGACGAUUUUGUAUAUAUUCUUCAAGAGGAAUACGAAGAGUUAAGAGCUGUUAGACUGCAAAAUAUCGUAAUCUUAAAUAAUAACACGCAACUUCCACCAGAUACAGACUUCCAAACUCUAACUAAGACAGCAACAGCCAAGAACUCGCUCGUUGUUCGCUAUCCUCUUUCAGAUGUAUGCAUUAAGGUGACACUCGUGUACGGACAAAGACGAACCAAACGCGAAAUAUCACAUACUAGUGGUUCAUUUAUCCUUUUGAAAGCUCUCACUAGAGAAAUUUUCACAGAAUUGGAGGGAGAAGAAAUAUACUUUGUAAAUAACGGAAUGGAUAUUUGGGAUAAAAAGUAUAGUGAUUGGAAUAUCAAAGAUGUGUUUAAGGAUAUAUUAGGACGACCGGAUUAUGAAUCCCUGGGUGAUAUGCCAAGAUUUAAUCUUGAUGAACUUCCUCCGUUAAGGCAUCCAUUCUCUCAGGAAGAGGUCAAUAAAUUCUUUGGGGAGCUUAAAGGUCAUCUUAAGAAUAUCCAGAAAGAACUUGACAAUGAGUCGUCAGCUCGUUACAUUAUUGAUACUUUCUUGUCAGCUGCAGUUUCCCAUAUACAAGAUUUCGUAAACGGCUCAGUACGGUUAGCAAAAUUGGAAGACAUGAAACAAGGAAUGGCGCAAAAUAUUGUACAAGUGCACAGUGCAAUGGAACGACUAUUGAAUUCCGGCCAAGCAGAACCAGCAAUGUAUGGGAUAGUUACAACUGGAAAAUUAUGGCGAUUUAUCCGCUGGACUGGAUCAUUAGAUGAACCGGUUGUUCAUAUUUCCGAAGAAUAUACUUGCAAUCUUACUGGUAACUUAGAAAAUGAAAAAGAAAUGGUAAAAUAUAUUGCGCUGAUAAUACAGGCUCAAGUUACUGCAUUUUGUGAUCAUGAUAAUAAAAAGAACUUCCAUCCUUCAAAACUCCUAUGUACUGGUCAAGGAAAUGAUAAAUGA
Messenger RNA from Funneliformis caledonium, 1105 nucleotides. Lineage: Eukaryota; Fungi; Glomeromycota; Glomeromycetes; Glomerales; Glomeraceae. The record is from the annotation of a GenBank genome assembly.